Molecule: messenger RNA, 583 nt
Organism: Guillardia theta CCMP2712
Lineage: Eukaryota; Cryptophyceae; Pyrenomonadales; Geminigeraceae
Exons: 2
Coding region: 21-503 (160 amino acids)
Source: RefSeq, a predicted model, not a curated record
AGAGCUCAAAAGCCGCCGCUAUGUCGAUGUCGGGGAGACAUCGAGCGGCAGCAGCGGCGGCGGCUAUGACAGGACUGGUGAUGAUGAUAGCUGCUCUGCUGAUGAUCUUAUGGUCGAGUCAUCGAGAAGCAUCGACUGGACUGGUUGAAGAUGUCACCGACCCCCUCAUCAAGCACAGGUUCCUCUCCAAGUUCCAAAAGGCACGAGCUCGUCAUGAUGGAAGCAACUUGCACAGCAACACCUUCUUAGAUACCAACACUGAUUUGAGUGGUGAAGCUACCAAAGGACGCAAGAGAAAGGUCCUUACAGAUGCUCAGAAGGCAAAGAUUGCCGAGCAGAUGAAGAAGUUAAGGGCUGAGAUUCUCAACGACUACAGCUCCAACACCAAAUUUGGCAAGAGAGUCGACUGUUCCUACCCGUAUCCGGCAGCUUCGUGUAAAGGCCAUGCAGUUGAUAUGCAGUCGAAUUCAAUGCUCCCCCCUGCAGCCUUCGGGAAAUUUUAGAUCAAGUGAACAUAUGAUGGUGAUAAUCAAUUUUGUUGGAAACUGUAUAGUUUAUUGCAAUGAAUUUUCAAUCUAUUCUA